AUGUCAUCGUCUAAAAAAGAGCCCAGCAAACUCCAUGGAACAUUAGAAAAGGCUCAAGGAACCGUUGAAAAGACUGUCGGUAAACUAAUUAACAAUGAGGGUCUGAAAAUCAAGGGUGAGCAAAAAAUCAUCGAUGGACAAGCUGAAAUCACAGCAGCGAAACUUAAAGCUUCUGCUGAAAAAGGCACUCCUCCAGUCGAGCAAGAGGUCAGAGAAAUCACCGAAAGUACGUGCCACAAGCCUGAAGAAAGGGAUGAAGAAAGGGGAGAGCAAAGUGAACCUAUCUGA
Molecule: messenger RNA, 288 nt
Organism: Ambispora leptoticha
Lineage: Eukaryota; Fungi; Glomeromycota; Glomeromycetes; Archaeosporales; Ambisporaceae
Source: the annotation of a GenBank genome assembly